Molecule: messenger RNA, 786 nt
Organism: Saimiri boliviensis boliviensis (Bolivian squirrel monkey)
Lineage: Eukaryota; Metazoa; Chordata; Mammalia; Primates; Cebidae
Gene: KRTAP17-1
Product: keratin associated protein 17-1
Source: RefSeq, a predicted model, not a curated record
AGUCUUGGGGAGCUCCGGCUGCGUUACUGACCUGAGAGCUGACCGGCUGGGAUCAUGGGGUGCUGCCCUGGGGACUGCUUCACCUGCUGCACUCAGGAGCAAAACUGCUGUGAAGAGUGCUGCUGUCAGCCGGCCUGCUGCGGCUGUUGCGGCUCCUGCUGUGGCUGUGGGGGCUCUGGCUGCGGGGGCUCUGGCUGCGGGGGCAGCUGCUGUGGAUCGUCCUGCUGUGGAUCUGGCUGUGGGGGUGGAGGCUGCGGAGGCUGCGGAGGUGGCUGCUGCGGGUCCGGUUGUUGUGGGUCCAGCUGCUGCGGGUGCUGUGCACCUGUGUGCUGCCAGCCCACACCUGUGUGCGACACAAAAUGAAGACCUCUCCUUCCACCACCGAUGCGGUCCCACCAAAAGCCUCCAUCUGCUCCAGGGGGACAGCCCCUUCUGUCCAGAACCUUCCAUGCCCUCAAGACCGUGUCUUGCCUUUUGUGUGAUUUGUAGAGGAGGGCUUGCUCUCCAAUGCCUGCCCUGGUCUUUCGAGGCACUGAGAACAAAAGCCAUACUCUGAUGAGACAUUAACUCUGGGUCACAACAAAGUGAUCCCUAAGCUCAAGGGUGAAUCCCCAUGACUUUAUUUAUUCACAUGAAGUUCAGUGUCUUGUACUAUAAGGCAUCUUCUUCUUCAAGGUGUCUUUGGGACCUAUCCUCUGCCCUGGCUUUCUGCUGCCUUUGAGAUGCAAAAAAGCCCACCUUCUUUGUGAGCCUCUUAAUAAAUUUGAGCAUGCUGGCAUAACCUAA